GAGAGACCCAUUCCAUCCAAUGGCACGCGCACCGUGGAGUAACGACCCGCAGCGUUUGCGCAGAAUACAACAACAAACCUUUUAAACUGAUGUGACCCAUUCAGAGAGUGAGUCACCCGAGUGCACAUUCUCCAAGUGAGUGAUUACGGUGCUGCGGAGAGGAGGAGAAAGAGCGGGCAACUUUUUACAGAAAGCGCGCAGAAACUCACCGCCGCAUCCCAUCUCGAGACUGCUGGCAUCCGCCAGAAACAGCGCGCGCGCACCUAGAGCGAACCGGACCGUUAAAAGAUGUGAUUAUUUUCCUUUUCUGUCUCAGACAGGUGUCUUUAUUUUACAGAAGAACAAAGAUGAGAAUUCACUAUUCUGAAGCCACUUGCAUCCUCAUCAUCCUUCAAACGCUGUGGUGGGGCUUGAAUAGUCAAUGUGAGGAACCAAUUGAAAGCUCCAAACUCGACCUCUCGGUGACCUAUGACCUUCCUCACUUUGUGUCUGACACUCCCAUCCAGAAGCUGUUGGAAUACAAUGGAACUGUGUACGUAGGUGCCGUCAAUAAGCUUUAUGCUCUAUCAAAAGACCUCAAGCAGAUACAUGAGUAUUAUACCGGACCGGUCUCCGAGGGUCCAGAUUGCUCGGUGCCAAAACCAUGCUUUGUUUGCGAAGACAAGCCCACCAACACAAACAACACCAAUAUGGCCCUGGUGAUGGAGACGUUCUACGACCUUGAGCUCUUCAGCUGUGGUUCGGUUGGGAACGGUGUCUGCACCCGUUACCUGUUAGAGGACGGACCCCUGGAUACGGAUGUAACUUGCAUGUAUUCGGAGAAAAACAAAGGCAGCAGCCACGGUUGCCCAGACUGCCUAGCAGGACCCUCAGGCACGCAGAUCCUCAACGUGAUGAGCAGCGGUGUUGUGAGGUUCUUCGUAGCCAAUUCUGAGCCUCUUGAUAUGACCGGCCCGCGUCUCCACCACACCAUCUCCGUCAGGAAGAUGCGAGAGACUCAAGAUGGCUUUGAGUUCUUUUCCGAGCAAUCCUACAUGGACUUGGCCCCAGGGCUGCGUGGGAACUACCCGCUACGCUACGUCUACUCCUUCCAGAGUGGUCCAUAUGCUUAUUUUCUCACCGUCCAACGAGAAGGUGGAGGCUCAAAUGCCUUCCACACGAGGAUCGUACGCAUGUGCUCUUCGGAUCCUGAGAUCCUGCGCUAUGUAGAAAUGCCCUUUGAGUGCAUUUACUCUGAGCGAAGAAGGAAGAAGCGCUCGGCCCAGGUGGUUUUCAAUGUUCUCCAGGCUGCACAUGUGGCCAAAGUCGGCUAUGACUUUCAGCAGGAGAUGGGCCUGAAAGAAGGAGAGGACGUGCUGUUUGCUGCCUUUGCCCGCAGCAAACCUGACUCACCGGAGCCCACCGCCAGCUCUGCCGUUUGCCUUAUCUCCAUUACGGACAUCAAUAACUUCUUCAGGGAUUUCAUUCAGAAGGGAUACACGAGGAAGCUCUAUCACUUUCCAGGGUCAGAAGAGAAAACCUUCAACCAGAGUUUUGCAGGAGAUUCCUUCAGCUGUGGGAAACAUGAAAGAGGGUACCGGUUGGAAGUUACAAGCACCAACCCACGCCGGGACUAUUUCCAUGGACGAUUCCGGAACAUUCUUCUCACUUCCAUAGCCGUGGUGCCCAUCCAAAACCACACUGUGGUCAGCCUAGGCACAGCUGAGGGACGCGUCAUCCAGGUGGUGGUUUCCCGCUUUGGCAAGACUGAGCCGCAUGUGGACUUCCGCUUGGACACGCUCCCCGUGUCCUCAGAGAUGGCCCUGCUGUCUCCACAGCGUCACGAUGGCUCCUUAUUGUUGGUAACAGGAAACAAGGUCUCUAAGGUUCCUCUGAUAGGCCCUGGAUGUGAACAACUGUGGACUUGUAGCUCUUGUCUCUUGGCCCCAGCCUUCAUGGGCUGUGGAUGGUGCAAGACCACCGAUCGCUGCAUGAGGGCUUCUCAGUGCUCCCCCUCCCAUUGGAUCCAGGACUCCUGCCCCCUCCUCAUAACCACGAUUUCUCCUUCCUCUGCUCCACUCGGAGGCCACACCAACAUGACAAUCUGUGGCAAAAACUUUGGUUUUAAUAAGAAAGACCGCUUUGAUACCAAGCUGAUCAAUGUGGUGGUUGCUGGAACAAAGUGUAAAUUGGAGAGGAAAGACAGUAGCAAUAAUCGGUUGGUCUGCGGACUAGAUCAUGUGAACGCAUCCAGCGUUGACUCUGUGGUCAGGGUGCGCAGUGGCAAGGAACAGGCCCAGAAACACGGUUUCUCAUUUGUGAACCCAGUUAUCACAGAGAUCUUCCCAGAGUUUGGACCUAAGUCUGGCGGAACAAUGCUCACUAUCACAGGUUCAUUCCUGGACAGUGGAAAUUCACAAGUGAUUACCAUGGGAAAUGCUACCUGUGUGCUGCAGAGUAUUUCAGCCACAAUGUUGACUUGUCGGACACCACCUCAGCCAUCACCGUCCCAACACAAGGUACAGCUGCACAUUGAUGGAGUGAUUCGUGAAGCUCCUGUCAGCUACACCUACAACGAGAACCCACACAUCUCCAGCGUCCAGCCCAAGCAUUCCUUCAUCAGUGGAGGAAGCACAGUGACAGUGAAUGGUUUCUACCUCCACUCAGCUCUCCAACCUCAGAUGGUUCUCACUGCCGCCACAGAGGGCAAACUCUUCCAAGUGACCUGCAGUCAUGAUGAGGAUAAGCGAAAUAUCCUUUGUAUCACACCCUCCCUGAAAGGCCUCAGUGUUCAGCCUCCAGUUGCCACGAAAAUGACCUUUGUGUUAGACGGUUUCUCCACCGAUCAGUAUGACCUACUGUAUGUGGAAGAUCCCAAGUUCGAGGAGUUUCAGAAGCCCACCGUUACACCGAGAGGCAACAAGAGCAUUCUGGAGAUUAAGGUCCCCCCUGUGAAUCAGGAGGCGGUGAAAAACGGCGAGGUGCUGAGAGUUUCGAACCGGACCUGUGAGAGUGUCACUUUGGUGGGCAACACGCUCGAAUGCACCGUACCCAUGGAGCUCCAGACAGCUGCCAAAGAGCUGGAGGUGGAGUGGAAGCAGGCCACAUCAUCUGUGAUCCUAGGUCGUGUGGUCUUGGCUCAAGACCAGGAUUACAGGAUACUGAUAACAGGAGGAGUGUGUGUGUCCAUCCUUCUACUGCUCCUGAUCGGAGUCUUUGUUUGGAUCAAGAGGAAGAAGCAUAUUGAUGAUUUAGCUAAGGCUAUGGUUUGGUAUGACGGCCGGGCUCACAUUCCGCACUUGGACAUGUUGGCAAACGCGAGGAGUGUCAGUCCGACUAAUGAAAUGGUCUCUCACGAGUCGGUGGACUAUAGAACCACUUUGCUUGAGGACCAAAACUUGCCUCUGUCGCAGACAGAGUCCUGCCGGCCUCAUCUCUACGCACAUGCCCAUGUGGAUCUGUCCCCAAUCCUGGGACCGAUGGAAGGGGAUCUGGCAUCUCCACUGUUGCCCUCUAAUGCACCCAUAGAUCUGGGCAGCCUCCACCCUGAGCUGCUGAAGGAAGUGCAGCACGUGGUGAUCGCCCGGGAAGAUCUGCUCUUACAUGUGAAUGAGAUCAUCGGGAGAGGGCACUUUGGCUGCGUGUUCCAUGGAACCCUGCUCGAACCAGAUGGCCAGAAGCAGCACUGCGCCAUCAAGUCCUUGAACAGAAUCACUGAUAUAGAAGAGGUGUCUCAGUUCCUGAAGGAGGGCAUCAUCAUGAAAGACUUCAGCCAUCCCAAUGUGCUCUCUUUGCUGGGAAUCUGCCUGCCCAGCGAGGGCUCGCCUCUCGUCGUGUUGCCGUACAUGAAGCAUGGAGAUCUGCGCAACUUCAUCAGAGAUGAAACUCACAACCCCACAGUGAAGGACCUGAUGGGUUUCGGGCUGCAGGUGGCUAAAGGAAUGGAAUAUCUUGCCAGCAAGAAGUUUGUACACAGAGACCUCGCGGCCAGAAACUGCAUGCUAGAUGAGAGCUACACAGUAAAGGUGGCUGAUUUUGGCCUGGCCAGAGAUGUGUAUGAUAAAGAAUACUACAGCGUGCACAACAAGCACGGGGUGAAACUGCCCGUCAAAUGGAUGGCAUUAGAAAGCCUGCAGACGCAUAAGUUCACCACCAAAUCUGAUGUGUGGUCGUUUGGCGUGUUGCUAUGGGAACUCAUGACCCGGGGUGCCCCGCCUUACUCCGAUGUGAACUCCUUUGACAUCACAGUCUUCCUCCUGCAAGGCCGGAGACUUCUACAGCCAGAGUUCUGCCCAGACGCACUAUACAAUGUGAUGAUCGAGUGCUGGCACCCCAAACCCGAGCGUCGGCCCUCCUUCUCGGAGCUAGUGUCCCGCAUCGCCGCCAUCUUCUCCAGCUUCAGCGGAGAGCACUACAUCCUCCUUAACACCACCUACGUCAACAUUGAUAAGAUGACGCCCUACCCCUCUCUCAUCUCCUCUCAGAGUAACCUCGACCGUGACUGCUGCACCUGAAAGACAAAGUCACCAGACAGAGGGAGGGAGAGGAAAACGACAAAACAAAGCCAUUGCUGUUCAUGAAAGACACUGGACUGGCUGCCAGGGGCGGCUUUCAUCAUUAAAGGAGGAGGAAAUCGGCCCAAGGACACUGUGAAAGACUUAAAAGGCACGAACACUCCCUUAAUCGCUGUAAAUAGAUUAUGAUGAGCCCGUGACCUGUGGAGUUGAGAUUCUCCAGUCAAGCAUGAGAUGGUCCUGAUCCCCUUGGGACACUUGCAGAAACCGUUCUCUGAGUUGGCACCCCAUUAAUGUUUCAUCUGUAGGGUUGCAUUUCGAUGCUUCUUGCAGUCUGUGACCAUCUGAUUCAUUUAUGCUCUUGGAAGACGCUUUCGAACCAAAUGACUUCAAGACAUCUCAGCGGCAUUGUUUUUCUCCGGCGUAACCUGAGCGUACGUUGACCAUUUUAUUUUCUGUGAAAAGUGUAAUAAAGCGUUGUGCAUGCCUUCAUACUAUGAACUGAACGCAGCAUAAUGAAGAUAUCAGGUGAACACUGGACACAACACUUGACGUUUGAUGAUGUCAACGUUCUUGUGAUGCCAGUAUGUCCAAUUCAGACUUUAAACGACCGAUAUGAAUGAUCUGAUUCUGUUUUGUUUACUUAUGUUCAGACGAAUCUUUUCUGUCCUGGCCAUUUGAAUCUUUCCGACAAGAUUUCUUCUGUAGUUUAUAUAUAUUUUUAUAUAAUCGGUUUAGUGUCAAAGCGAACAUACUACAAGGUCCACAUGGAAUCUGUGCAGCUCUUUCACAUUUUCACCACUGAUUGAGUGAGAAAAUCUGUGAAAUGGAUUUAAAGUCAACAGGAAAUGGCAUUCCACUUCCUUAAUGUGAUCCAUUUCUCAAUGAAACCGGAAAAUGUGGCUACAGUCGAGUGGAACAGGUGAUGUCAGACGAAAAGGUUUUCAGAAGUGGAGCAAGUUGGAAUAACGUGAACAAAUUAAUGCCCUCCAUAAAACCAGAAAUAAUAUUAAAUAGGAGUAAAUAGGGUCAAUAUGAAAAUAUUAAGCGGCACAGCUGUUUUUUUUUUUUAGCAUUGAUAAUGAUAAGAAAUGUAUCUUGAGCAGCAAAUCAGCAUAUUAGAAUGAUUUCUGAAAGAUCAUGUGACACUGAAGACUGGAGUAAAACUCAGCUUUAUGAUAUGAUUUUAUAUAUAUAUAUAGCCAAGAAAUUCAAUAACAACACAUAGCCGCUUUUCCACCGUCGGGCUGAACGGUUCUUAGAAUGGUAAGGAACGGUUCCAGUUGUGUUUCCACUGGAGCCUGGUACAGCACGGCACGAUUACAAACUGUUCUCGGCAUGGUUGUCUAAGGGGCCAUUCACAGAGAACGAGUCUUUGCGUCUAAAAACGCGAGACGGAGCGCUCAGGAAUGGUUUUUAAACAAGCGCAGCGUAGAACGCGAACCAUUCAUAAAACUGCUCAGAGAAUUUAUUAGUGUCAUUGCAAAUGUUAAGAGUGAAUACAUUUCCUUUAUCAUCAGUCUGAAUUUAUAUCUCAAAACCGCGUCUAGACGUGAUGCAAUAACGACAAUAACGGAAAUAAUUGAAAUAGGCAAACAGCAGAAUUGAUAGAAGAGUUUUGACAUGGAAAAAAAUAAAAUAAGAUAAUAACGAGCACCUCCUUCACCAUGUUGCCGUCAAAUAAAACCGUUUUCAUGCCAACUUGCUACUGUAAACAGACACUUGCCCCGCCUCCGAGUUCUUCUGAUUGGUCCACUGUUUUGAAACUGACAUUGAUGAUCGGCGCUGCGUGUAAAAGUUGAAAUUCUUUCAACUUUACACGGCGUCUUAAAAACGCGACGCUCAUGUGCGAGGCACUGCAAAAGACGCGAGCGUAACGGCCAUGCACGUCCAUCAAGCGCGUGUUUAUAUAGAAAAACAAUGUGAAAGUAGCGCAUUGGAAUAGAAAAACGCGUUCCGAGAAUCCGAGAAUUGACGUCUCCACACAGGAUUGGUCGGUUUUCCCGCGGAAUUGGGCUACUUUUACACUGUUGCCGCGGGUUGUUUUUCAUGUCCGCGGGUUGAAUUGACCCCAAAUAACGUGAUAUUUAGCCCCUGGAAUGCGAAUUUUACCAGAGGAGCCCCGGCAAAAACGCGGAUUUCGUUGGGCAAUUGGGCGGAUUUUGUUGUGAAAACCUGCCCACAGUGGAAAAUGAAACCGCAACCGUACCAGCUGUCCCGGAUCGGCACGGUUACGCAAUGAGAACCGUUCGGCCCGACGGUGGAAAAGCGGCUCAUGUGAGAGGCGGGUGAUGUGUGGUACUUUGUGAACGGCGAGUGCAGAUUCAGUGCAGGCCUGUAUGUUCCUAUGUAGUGAAGAUGACUAUGAAUGUGACUUUCCAUAACGGACUACUGGACGAUGUAAAUAAUUUGUCUCUCUACCCUUAUUGUCUGACUUGCUGUGUGAUACAUGUGUAUAUAUAGCCUAUGAACACAGUACACUAUAGACAGUUUGUUAUACCAGUCAAAUGAGGUCAAUCAUUUCAUUUUAUCCUUAUGUGAGUAAAAGUUCUAGUGUUCUUGUUAUAAAUGAUCAAUAAACAGACUGAAUCUUGAUUUGUUUUAUAUUAUGGUUUAGGUUUCACCAUUUAUAAAAACCUUUCUUUGAUCCUGUCAGACUGUCUUGUGAUUUUCUAUAUGGAGUUCAAACUCAAAAAUGGUACAAAUGACAAUAUUUCUGUUGUUCCAAUCAUGAUAAUAAAGUUUUAUUAUGUGUGUGUAUGUA
Ctenopharyngodon idella (grass carp) is the source of this 7257-nucleotide messenger RNA. RefSeq names its product MET proto-oncogene, receptor tyrosine kinase (gene met). The coding region runs from base 348 to 4493 and encodes 1381 amino acids. Gene Ontology annotation, molecular function: protein binding; transmembrane receptor protein tyrosine kinase activity; ATP binding. Gene Ontology annotation, biological process: cell surface receptor protein tyrosine kinase signaling pathway; multicellular organism development; phagocytosis. Gene Ontology annotation, cellular component: membrane; signaling receptor complex. The transcript has 21 exons. Lineage: Eukaryota; Metazoa; Chordata; Actinopteri; Cypriniformes; Xenocyprididae. The record is from RefSeq and is a predicted model, not a curated record.